Hydra vulgaris (swiftwater hydra) is the source of this 10147-nucleotide messenger RNA. RefSeq names its product repetitive organellar protein. The record is from RefSeq and is a predicted model, not a curated record. Gene Ontology annotation, cellular component: apical junction complex; plasma membrane. NCBI's taxonomy places the organism in Eukaryota, Metazoa, Cnidaria, Hydrozoa, Anthoathecata, Hydridae. Gene Ontology annotation, biological process: cell-cell junction organization.
AAAUACAAACAAGAUAUCAAACAAGUAUGAAAAAGAUAUUUAACAGUAAAAUUAAAAUCUAGAAGGAAAUUGUACUACUGAACAGUAAGAAUGUUAGACGAAGAAAAUGGUGUCUUUUUAAGUUCGCACUAUUAAAAUGAAAAGUUUAAUGAAACGACAUCAUGGAAACACAGCUAAUAUUAAAGUUAUAUUCUCCAACGUAUGUUCACAAAGAUGGUCUCCUACACAGAUUUGAAAAAAUCUUGCUUUUUUUCUCAUUCCGGUUAAACACUUUUAUAAAAGAGAUCUCCAAAAAAUUAUUUUUUGUUAACUAUUCAGUACAAAACGAUGACAAACGAGUAAGCUUAUUAUAUACCACGGUAAACGUGAAAUAAUUCACAUACCAUUUUAAAUAAGAACAAGAAACACUUUCUUUAACAAGAUUAUAUACAUGUUAUCUUAAAAAGAUUAUCUGAAUGUUAUCAUAUAAAAAUGCGGUAAAAAGCUUUAAAAAUUUCAUUUACGUUAACAGCUUGACAGCAUGUAAAAAAAAGUUGUUCAAACUAACGUCAUUUUUGUAACAUCAUAUUUGAAUAUCAAAAGUGUUGUAACUAGUUUUUUUAUUUUUUACUUUUUAUAUAAAAAAAAGUGAAGUAUUGUGUAAAUUUUGUAAAAUGCAUUAUUCAAAAUAAACCAAUCCAAUUGCAAGAGAGAUGAAUACUCAAAGAAUAGCUUUUAGAUAUAGGAGAUAAAGUAAGAAAAAAAAGAAAAGCAUUUAUACUAAUGUUGAUAGAUCAAUAAUAGGAUAUAAGUUGCGUUGAAAAUUUUUUAACAGUAUAAACGUUAAUGGGACAGUUGUUGACAAAUCUGUUUGAAAAUGAAAAAGAUGUAACAAUAGAACUAAAUUCCGUUGGUAUUUUUGGCGGGAACGUAACAAUAUCAGAGGAUGGUGAAUACGCAGUUAUUAAUUUUGAAGGAAAAAAGAGAGAAUACAAGAUCGACAGAGUGAAGAUCAGAAACAGUCGUGAUUUUAGCGAUAAAAUAAGAAACAGCAAAGAUCUAUCAGACAUAGUAAAAACACUCGAGGACUUACACGUGUUUAACGAAAAAAAAACUAUUAUCAAUAAAGAUGACUGUAUAGAUAAUGCAGAAGAUAAGAAAAAAUAUAUUCCGGAAUUUAACAAAAAAAAUUCUGAUAUUGGAAUUUCAAGUUACAAGCCGAUUCUCGGUACCUUAUACAACCAAGUUGGGUUUCAAAACCAACCUGUUUUACAAAAUACAAAACCUUUCUGUAUUAAAGACGACCCAAACAACAAUUUAAUCAGUGAAAUUAAAGAAGAAAACUUUGAUGAUAAAAGUCUUGCUGCGACUAAGUUAUUAUAUGAUAAAUUAUUAAAUGAGUUUUUGCGCAAAAACGGCAAAAAAACGAAAACAAACCAGUCAAAAUAUAACAAAAUAACAUGCAACAGUAAUACUAAAGUUCUGGGAAAUCUUAACGGAAAAAUAUCCGAAGUUUUAAAUGAUAACCAAACCAGUAGCGAGAAUACUUUUUUUCUAUCUGAAACUUUUGAUUUAGCAGAAAGCUCUAAAAAAUUAUUAGAAGACGAAAUAAAACUCAAACAAGCUGAUUUUAAUUUCAUCGAUAAAAAUAAAGAAAAACUAUGCUCUUCUUCGCAAUGUUUUCAUAACAAAACAGGCAGCAAAUACCAAGAAAACUAUCAGCGUAACUUGUGCGACAAAGUUGUAAAAUAUGAACAGGAUGAAAAGGAAAUGUUUAUACCAAACGAUAAUGCCACAAUCGUAGACCCUCUUGAUUUUGAAACAAAGCUUGAACAGCCAAUAGCUCAUGAUUUAGAGAAAGAACAUGACUCGUCUGUUGAAAAUCAUAAUGGUGAGACUUUUACACGCAAGCAAUGCGAAAUAAAACAAGAAAAUCUAUCUCCUGAAGGUUCUCACAGUUUUAAUGAAAGUGUUUUUUACCCGAGAGAAACGUUAAAUACAGUCAAUAAAAAUUGCACUAUGCAGUUCAAACCCAAGUUUGCAUAUAAUCAGUCAGAUAGCUUAUUUUUUGAAAUAAAUAGAAGCGCAUCAGAUGGUUUCAUUUAUUUUUUAAAAGCUAGCGAACUCCGAAAAGAACUGAACGAAGAAAAAAAAAGUGUAUUUAAAAAGAUGACAAAGAAAGUGAAAUGGGAUAAAAAGAAAAAAACAUAUAAGGUAAAAAAUACAUAUCUCAGUUACUCAGAUGGUAAUUUCGACCUUACUCAAAAUGGUGUUCAAUUUAUACAUCUCGAUAACUAUCUGCAAAAUAAACAAAAAGCCUUGCAUGAAAAUGAGUUUUCUGCAAAAUUUAAAAGCGAAUCAACAGAAAGGAAUCACUCCACGGAUUUUGAAGAUGAACUUACCAAAACAAAUCAUUCAACAGAAUUUGUUUGUCAAGAAAAGUGUUUUCAAGAUGAACAGACAGCUUCAGGUUAUUUUAUGAAUGUCUCAUCUUUCAACCAAAAUAAUUUAAACGACAAGUUAAUAACGUUUAACACAACAAUUGAUAAAAAGGAAGAGAUUACUGAAAAUUACGAAAAUUCUUGUAAACAACAGGUUUUGUUUGAAUCUACCGUGAUUGAAGACAACCAUGAUGAAUUUAUAGCACCUGUUUUUGUAAAGGUCGAUGAAGUUUUCAGUAAUGUCACUGCAAUAAAUGAUUCAGUGAACAACACAAACUCUGAUAACAUAGAAUUGAAAUCUAAUUUUAGUAUGAUAGCUGACAGUAUAAAGACAAAUAAUUCUAGUAAAAUAUCUCACAGUAUAGAUACAAAUAAUUUCUUUGUGGGAAAUAUUAUGGAGGAAAAGCAUAAUGAUUUUAUUAUUGAAAGUAAAGAUUUCAAAAUUGAAGAUUUAAAUAAAGAAAAGCUUUGUGAAACAUUUCAAAAAUGUGGAUCAUCUUUAAACAAAUUAGUUCUCAGCCCAUCAGAAAUCUCCUAUUUGAAAGCUCCUAUCAUUAUUACCGAGCUUAAAAAUGUUAAAUCUAAUUCUGACGACAUUAAUCAAUACAAUAAUUUUGACAUGCACAAUUUAGUACCAAUAGAUUCUGGUCUUAUUGAUGAAACAUCUGAUCCAUUGGUUGUAUUAAAUCAAUCAUACGAAAGUGAAAUUAGGUUUGCUGAAAUAAAGAAUAAUUCUUCAGAUGACACAUUUGAGAGACAAACAUCAAAAAUCAAUAGUCAAAAAUCAAACAAAGAAGUUUUAAAACCAACAGAAGAAACUGUGUCCUUUACGUCAUUUCAAAAUGAAUCAUCUGAUUUGAUUUCAGCUUCAGUAUUUAUUCAACCCGAUUUCGUAAACCCAGAAGUUAAUCUUUUUAAAGAUAAAGAUUUUUCUAAAAAAGCUGAAUCUUUAAUUAUUGAUGAGUUAUCUUUACUACCAGUAUUAGAUACAAAAAAUGAAAAAACAAACAAAAGUACAGAAAAAAAGAAGAUUAUUGUUGAUUUGAAACCAGAAAAAAGUAAAACAACCAAAUUACUGAAUGAUUCUAGCAACAAAACAAUUGAAAAAGCGAAACAACUCAUUUCAAAAAGAUCUGAAUCUUUUAAAUUUAAGGCUGAUUACAAUCUUACACGAAACAGCAUAAACAUAAUAGAAUCAAUUGAGAGAGAAAUUGAACAAGAAAAAUAUCAGGAUCCUUCUCGACCUAACCCCAUUAUGAAACGCAACACUGUUAACUUUUAUGCAAAUGAAGACUCUAUUGCAGUUAACAACAUUGCCCCUCGUUCUAUUAAUGUUUAUAAUAAAUGUUUUAGCACUGGACAAAUUAACGAAUCACAUAAAGGUAUGAAUAAAAUUCUUGUAGAGGCUCGAAAAAAUCUGCUCCCAAUAGCAAAAAGUACAAGUUGCACUAAGUCUGAGCGUAAUUUUCAUUCAACAAAAAGUCAUCAACAAUACCAAAUGAACAUUAAAGAACCUCAAAGUCAGUUUUUAAUUCCAAUAAAUAAUAAACCACACGAUUUAGAAACUGAUAUUGAUGAAAUUGACGAUGAAGAACUACUGAUAGCUUUGCACAGUUUUAGAUCAGCUAAAUCAACUAGCAUUACCGUAACUGAUAUUGAUACUAUUAUCGAAGCCGUAAACGAUACAGUAAAGGAUAAGGAUACUGUUUUCGAAACAGCAAGUAAUACAAUUAAUGAUACCAACACUGUUACCGAAACAAUAAACGAUAAAGUUAUUGAUAGCAAUACUGUUAUUGAAACAGUUAGCAAUAAUGGUACUGUUAUUAAAAAAGCGAACAAUGCACUUAGCAAGAUCGAUAAUGUUAGCGAAAUCAAUAAUGUUUUUAAUACCUUCAGAGAUACUGAUCAUGUUAUCGAAACUAAUGUUUAUAUAAAAUCGGUUGAAGACAUUAACAAAAACAAUAAAGUACACAACGAAGCUUUGGAAAAUAUAUCAUCAGUAAAUCGCAAGAAGUUUGUGAUUGUCUCUAAAAGUCCAAGAAGAAACAGCUUAAGAAGAUCAGUUAGUUCACUUGACAAAAAACCUGAACAAAAUCCUGACAAAAAAAAAAGUCGUAUGUCUUAUUCUCACAGUUUUAAAAUUUCAGAAAAUUUUUCUGUCAACGUUUCAGUUCCUUGUAGGUCGGGUAAAAUAGUUGGUCCGUUAAACAAGGCAUCAGUUAAUAAUUUAUCAAGUUUUGAAUCUAAUUUAGCAAGUUCAGAACUCACAGAUAAACUCUUGCUAACUAAACGCAACAUUUUAAAAGAUAGUUUGAUGGAAAACAAAAAUGAUUUAAAUGUAAAAUGUAGUAAAAAUACUGAAAAUGCAACGAGUUGGUUAACAAAAUUGGAAGACAUUCCUUGUAUUCCAGUAAUUGAAAACAAAAUUUCUGAAAAAAACAAUAAAGUAUCUUCUACAAUCACAACUUCUAAAAAUAACUGUAUUGAUUCAUGUGAACAAGGAUCGUUAAUCUCUCCGAAUAAAAUUUUUGAAGACAUUACAAAGCGUUAUUCAUCGGACAUAUUAGAUCAGAAAUUGCAAACUGACAGUAAAGGAAAAAGUAUAAGGAAUUAUAAAAGAGAUUCUUUUGACAUACAGCGACUGUUUGAAAUUUAUCAAAAGGAAAGAGAGGCAUUGAUGAAAGAAAGCGACAGCAUUAGCGAUUUCAGUGAAAUAUCGUCAAUUUCCGAUAACAGUUUUGUCUCUUUAAACUCUCUAGAAGAUACAAUUUUGGAUGGUUCUUUCAGAUCACUCGAGCAAUUUAGUAAAAAUCAACCGAUUAAAUCAACAGAGGAAUCACAAACAACAUUUGGAGAUUUAACAGCUCAAGCACAGACACAUAAUUCUGGUUUAAAAUUUACUCCUAAAACAGAAAAUAUAUACAAUUCAAACCUCAGUUCAUUUUUGCAAAAGCAAGCAGCAUCGGCAGUACAAAGUCGAAGAAAAAAUAAAACAAAAUCAAUACCGUUAGAUAAAGUUCUAGACUCUUCGUAUACAUUUGAAAAUAUUAACAAAAGCGAACCUAACAUAAAUUUGCAACAUUAUCGCGAAUGUUUUCCAUCAACAAGUCUGACGUUGUCUGAAACGAAAGUUCAUGAAAUUAAAGCUCCAAUAAACUCCACAACUUUAUCAACCAAAGUUACAUCCGAAAAUGAUAUUAAUCUCAAACAAUGCAACACAUCUAGUAUACUCACUAAAAGGAGAUUUUUAUCUGUAAGCGAAAAAAGACAACACGGCCAACAAGAUGCAAACAAAGAUCAACUAAAACAAAGCAAUUUAAAUAGAUUAAGUUUUCACACAAGCUUAGACGAUGUGAAUUUCGAAAUUAAAAACCCUUAUGCAAAGCUAGAUAAAAAAAAAAUUUCACAGCAAAUUAAAAACAAUUUAGAAAAAAUAUUUACAGACGACCCGGAUUCAAGUGGAGCAGAGAGUUUUACUACUGAUGAUGUAUUUCUAAAAAACUUUGUAGAUUCUGAAAGAACAGUUAUUUGCGGAAACCCACCAUGUUCAAAAUUUCAGGUUCUUCGAGGGCAGCAAAAAUCAAAGUUUAAAACUUGCCAGUCAUGUUUUACGUGCUAUUGUAGCAACCGUUGUAAAAAAGCGCACUGGGAAGAUCAUAAACGCAUGUGUUUGUACGGACGUAUUUGUAAAUAUAUAAAAUCCUUUUUAAAACAGUGUGAAAACGGAAAAAAGAUUAAUAGAUAUUUUAGUAAAUUGUCUGCGGAAAACUAUAAAAUAAAUGGAAAAGGAUGCGUGAGUAUAAAGUUUUUAUCUUUAAAUGAAGUGAAGUUUACAUGCAAAAAAAAUGUUCUACCAACUCAGUAUUGUUAUGUCCAACUCAAAGAAGUAGAGUCUGAUAAACAAAAUCGUCAAAACUGUUUACUGCUACAAACGUUGCGCGAUUACAACCCUGAAGAAGAGUUUAUAGUAAAGAUUUCAGUCCUAAAUCAAAUUAAAAAAAAUCAAAGUAAAUACAAUCCUCCAUCCGUAUUUCGCUGUGGUCGAAUACCAUUUUUAUUAAAAGGCAAACUAAGUACUCUGUCUGUUAAUCGAACAUUUUCUAUUCCUUUCAUAAACUUAGUUCAUAUUAACACUAUGGAGACUCGACGUUAUUUUUGUCGCGAAAUUUCUAUGAGCCUUAAAAGAUAUGGGUUUAUUUUAAAAGAUAAUCGUGUUGUAUACGAAGGUUUAUGCCAAUAUGUUGAGAGUAGUAUUCCUUUUCAACCAUUCCUAAUUUCAAAACUGAUAAACGGGAAAAAUAUUGAGUUUUGUAUUACUAUAUCUCCGUUUUCUUGGCAGUUAAAUAUCUGAUAAACGCUCUUUACACGAGUUUUCCAAUUGCCUUAACAAAACUUUGGUUCGUUGAUAUCGCUUUACUUGAGUCACGUUUCGGCAACGUUUUGGCUUAUGAAAUACUUAAGCAAAACCUUUUGAAAAGUGGCUUGAAGCUUUAAUUUAAAAAAUUCAAAUGCAAAAGAAUGAAAAGAUCUUUGAAAGUAUUUUUUUAACAUUAAACAAGCUUUACGAUUUUUUUAUUGAGAAAAACCUAAUAUUUUUCAUACAAUAUUGCUUUAGGUGUGUUUUUUAUGAUUUGAAUUUAAGUUUUCCUAUUUUACUUUUACUGUAUUAACAAUUUUUUUUUGGUUGUUGAGUUACUCAAUAAACAUCUUAGGGUCUACUCAAAAGCCAUUGCGAAAUAGCAAUUAAUAAAGAGGUACGUCGUCGUCUUCUUCAUCAGUGUCUUUUUUAUGGACAUAGGUAUCACAACUCGGAUCCUUUAAUCCAAAGCCAGCAUUCUAACCACUGCGUCAGGGCUUCUAUAAACCUUUUUGUUAAAUACAUAGUUAACGCUUGUAUAACUAUGUAUUUAAAAUGUCUUCUUUUAAAGUUACUUCUUUUUGAAAUCUGGUUUUGUAAGUUUAAAAAAAAAAUAGUUAGGGUCGUUUCCACACCUACCGUGAGUCGACACUUAUCGUAGGUUUUAAAUAUUAACAUAAAUUUUACAAAAAGUAGUUAUUUUUAUAUUUUUUUAUCAACAACAUUGUCAUGCACUUCUAUUACAAUACAUAGAAACCGCAAUCCAUAGUUACUUAUAUGAAAUCAGUGGGUUUAUUACGUCAGCUUAUGAAAAUACUUUUUUUUAUAAGUAGCAGCUGUUAGAAGCGUUUCAAAUAAAACAAGGGAAUUUCGAAGAUAACAUAAAAUUUUCUUUCUAAAUUGACUUAAUCAGGUAAAUAAAACAUGAAUCAUUAUUAAUAUCAUUAAAACCACUCAUCAUUAUAGUAUCAUUGUAGUGUUUUUGAAUGUACGAUAAAUAUGAACUAAAAAAAACGUCAUUCCAUACAUAUCGUAUGUCCAAUGGAUAAUCAGUUUGUUUCUUUUUUACUAUAAAAGUAAAUAUUAUUUUACUUAGAUUCUUUUACAAUCGAAGACAAAAAUAUAAAACAAAGUUUGUAGCUCAAAAGGAAGACUUCAAUAUGCAGAUAAUCAACUACGUGAUGCUACUAAUGCUGCUAAAAAAGGUAUGGUUGUGUACAAAGCAAGCAAGAGGUUUAGAAUUCCUUAUCAGACGCUUUGUGAUAAAAUAUCUGGAGGAACUUCUUUGAAGAUACAACACCGCGGGUAUGAAUCGGUACUAGCAUUAAAUUUUUUUAUAAUUGAUCCUUCUAUGGCAAAUAAUAUUAAAAGUGGUUUUAAAAACACCGGAAUUUUUCCAUUUGGUGCUAAUAGUGCUGACUACAAAAAAAUUGUUCAAAAAUUGAGUCAACUGUUGCUCCGGCUCCUUAUUUAAAAGAAAACCAUUCAAGUGUGACUUGAUCAGCUUCCUCUCCCAUUACCUUUAUUGAAAAGUGCAUUGAUUUAAGUAUUUUAGAGCAGUUUAAAAUGGCUGAGGAACAUUUAGGUUGGAAAGGUGAUCCUUUAAUAACUCCAGUUGUAUCAUUUUCGGAAAAGAGCCUAAUCUGAAACAUAUAAGAUUAUAAUUUUACCUGAUGAAAUGCAACCGGGUAAUAAAAAUCUAUCAACAAAUUGUAAUUUAGAAAAUGUGCAAGUUAUAACCGACAUGGAAAUGCCUGAUUUUAAUAAUGCAGCUGUAAUAGAACCAAAACCAGCUUGUUUUAGUUUAAAAAUAACAGCAGAAAUCAUAAUUCCAAUCGAAAGUGUUUUAAUAUGGUCAACACAACCAGUCCAAAUGUCUAAGCGCAAAUUAAAACGUCUACCAUCAGUUAGAUGUUUUCAUUCAGAUGGUUUCAGAUAUUACAAACAUCGGUUGUAACAUCUGAAACUUGGCAGCAAAUUCAGAAGACAAAAGUGCAAGAAAAGUCUUAAAUAAAUGAUGAAAAAUUAAGAAUCAAUUAGCUGCGGAUAAAAAGUCAAAAAUAAAGGAAGAAAGAUUGAGAAAGAAACAAUUGGCUAUUUAGAAAAAGUUAUUAAAUGAAAAAACUAAAAAAGAAAGAGAAAACAUAAGAAUUUUGAAAAAAGAAAAAAAAAAGUUGCAAAAGAAAAAGAAAGCCUUUAAACUGAGUCAGAAAACGAGUUCCAUUUAAAUGUUGAUAAUAAUUAUAAAAUAAGACUCAGAUAGUUAUGAUAAAACUCUACCCUUUCCAGUUUAAGAACUUAAAGGAUAUGUACUAAAAUAAUGGAAAUGCUUUAAAAUCUUUAGUUUUAUUUCGUAAUAAUAUUUUAAUUACUAUAUAAUUAAUAUUUAUUUAAUAGUCUUUUUUUUUUUAGUUUAUACACCUAAAAACGUUUAAGAAAAUGUUACUAAGGCAUUAAAUUUUUAUUUGAAACCGCAAGCGCAUUUUCAACCAGACAUUAAAGCAGAUUUUAAGAUACACGAUAAGUGUCGACAAUAUAUACGAUAAGUGUGAAACACUUACGAUAAGUAUGGAAAACUCCGCUUUAAAAUUUGAAUCAAAAUAAGUACAUUAUUAAUUUAAGGUGGUUAUCAGGUAAAAAAAUAGCGAUUUUUGUGAAAAAAUGUGUUUUUUAGUUUAUCAGCCAACUUUGUUUAAAAUUUAAUUGGCUUUUUAACCAUAUAUAACAUGAUAUGGGUUAAUUAAUAAAAAAAUGUAAAAAAAUUGUUUUAGUUGGUAAGAGUAAAAAAAAUUUACUUAACAACCGCAUAGCAACCAAUAAUUUUUUAUAGAUAUAUUACCCAAAGACCUAGAUUUAAACAAUUAUUUCUUUUCAUGGGUCUGUAUAAUUAACUAAACUUUUGAACCAGAGUUAUUUUUAGCAAAGCCGUAUGUUUUGAUGUUAUUUGUUAAGCAGAAAGAAAAAAGUUUAAAGUUGUUAAAAAAAGUUUUAUUAUGGCAAAGAAUAAAAGUUUUAAAAAUAGAAAAGUUAAACGAGUUUUUCAAGGUAAUAGAUAUACUAAGAAAACAGUUGAGGUUUUUUUGCAACAGCCUUCAGCUGUAAUAAAUUACAAUGAUGGUUUGAGAGGUUUCACAAGAAUUUUUGAUUAUUUGCAGCUCUUGCCUGGAAGUUUUAUGAUCCAAGGAUCGUGGAAGAAGGAUGUAUCAAGAGUAAAGAACACGAUUAAAAAUUCAACUCCAAAGCAAAAAAGGGCUAGAAGGAAAAGGAGAUGUAUCAGGAAGGGUUAUAUUGAUAAGGAGAAAGAAAAAGAGGGAGUAGACUCUUAUAUUACAGGAAAUUUUUAAUUAAUAAAUUGUUUUUAAACUUUGAA